AUGAGCGACCAAGCCGUGGAAGCGUUCGGCAGCGUGGAGCAGACGCUAUCGGCGGUAGAGGAGCACCUCGCUGUUUUCAAGCAGACGUCUAUGGAGGAUUUCACAGAAACUCUAAGGCCGUUGCAGCGUGCAAAAGUUCAGGUCUCACUGGCCUACACUAUCAAUGCGCUGCUGUUUGUUUUCUUGAAGACGCAAGGUGUUUCCUCCAAGGACAUUCGACAGACUCAUGUCAAGCAGGAGCUGGAGCGCGUUAAGGCUUUUAUUAAGAAGAUUAAGGACACGGAGGAGCUAACCAAGGGACCUAAACUUGUGCUCGACAAAGACGCCUCGAAGCGUUUUAUUCACAAUGCCCUGAGCUCCGAUCAAGUAUACCGGGUGGCCUCCAAGUCCUCCGGCAAAAAAAACAAGCGUCAGAGGAAAAACUAG
Phytophthora infestans T30-4 is the source of this 426-nucleotide messenger RNA. RefSeq lists its product as uncharacterized. Gene Ontology annotation, biological process: maturation of 5.8S rRNA; regulation of gene expression. The transcript has 4 exons. Gene Ontology annotation, cellular component: exosome (RNase complex); nucleolus. Lineage: Eukaryota; Oomycota; Peronosporomycetes; Peronosporales; Peronosporaceae. The record is from RefSeq and is a predicted model, not a curated record. Gene Ontology annotation, molecular function: DNA binding; RNA binding. Bases 1 to 426 code for a protein of 141 amino acids.